Trichoderma gamsii is the source of this 624-nucleotide messenger RNA. RefSeq lists its product as hypothetical. Bases 1 to 624 code for a protein of 207 amino acids. The transcript has a single exon. The record is from RefSeq and is a predicted model, not a curated record. NCBI's taxonomy places the organism in Eukaryota, Fungi, Ascomycota, Sordariomycetes, Hypocreales, Hypocreaceae.
AUGCCGAAUACCCCCCCGCCGGCGCUGCUGCCCCCGCCAGAGGGCAUCUUCCGGACCUUUGACGACCUGAUGGCGUCGGUGCAGCGCGUGGCCAAGGACCAGGGCUAUGGGAUUGUCAAGCUCCGCGCCUCCAACUAUCGCGACGGCAAGCCCACCCGCUACGACCUCGUCUGCGACCGCGGCGGCGUCAAGUACAACAGCACCGCCAAGAAGCGCAACCCGUCCACGCGCAAGAUCGACUGCCCCUUCCGCGCAAAGGCCGUCUGCGAGGUCCAGCUGGGAAACCAAUGGCGCUUCGCCCUGCAGGAACCGAGACACAACCACGAGCCGCGCGUCCCCUCCGGCACCCCCGGCCAGGAGAACGCUCCCUUGGCAACCUCGAUCCGGUCCUUCACCAACAAGCUGGACCGUCUGAGCCACGACAUGGCCCAGGGCCUGAUGCGUAUCGAGCAGCGCCUCGACAACAUUGAGAAGCGCAUGGAGAACAUCGAGGCCCGCGCCGGUAGCUACGAGCCUCGCUUCCAGGCGAUAGAACAGCGGCUGCAAGGCAUGGAAGGCCCUCGCAUGGACGGUAUGGGUAUGGACGAUGUCGAAUCGCGGCUGUUGGCUUCUACAGUCAUGUAG